Messenger RNA from Pungitius pungitius (ninespine stickleback), 3724 nucleotides. Its product is annotated as E3 ubiquitin-protein ligase TRIM39-like. Gene Ontology annotation, molecular function: protein binding; zinc ion binding; ubiquitin protein ligase activity. Gene Ontology annotation, biological process: protein ubiquitination. Gene Ontology annotation, cellular component: cytoplasm. Lineage: Eukaryota; Metazoa; Chordata; Actinopteri; Perciformes; Gasterosteidae. The coding region runs from base 134 to 1924 and encodes 596 amino acids. The transcript is spliced from 11 exons. The record is from RefSeq and is a predicted model, not a curated record.
CUGAAGAAAGGUAAGUGAAAAGGAGAGGAAUGUAACAACUGGAGAGCAGAUAGUGGAUUAACAUUAGUACAGAGACAGAGCACUGAGGCUGACAUUUCCUUCAGCCCUUACAGCAGCUUUAGAUUGGUUUGCUAUGGCGCUGCCAGCAGCCUUUCUCUCUGAAGACCAGUUCACCUGCUCCAUUUGUCUCGAAGUGUUCAACAACCCAAUCUCAACACCAUGUGGCCACAGCUUCUGCCAAGCCUGUAUCUCCUGCUAUUGGGAUGGAGGAGACGGUGCCAAGGGCUACCAGUGUCCCCUCUGCAAGGAGUCAUUCCGCCAGCGCCCGGAGCUCCAUGUCAACCGAACCCUGAAGGAAAUCACUGAACAGUUCAAGCAGCUGUCCACUGCGGAAGUGCCAAUGGGUGGACGAGGUGGAGGUGGAGGAGGAGUGGAGAUUACAAACUCACGUCCACACCCUGAUCUCCACCUGGCCCUUUCUGCAACCCAAAGGCCAGGAGAGAUGCCGCAGACCAUCUUUGCUGAGAUGAUAUCUCGUUUUCAGCAGAUUACGAGUCCUGGGUCUCCUCCCCCCUACCCCAGUAACCCUCAACGACAAAGCCUGAACAGUGAUCGCCUGGACCCGCCUCCUCCCUACUCACCUUCGCGCAGGUACACUCUGAGCGGUGCCUGUGACUCUUCCAUCAAUCUGCCACCGUGUUCCAUCCACGCCAGAGGCCUGGAGUUCUUCUGUCAUACCGACAACACCUGCGUGUGCCGUCUGUGUGUGGAGACAGGAGAGCACCAAGGACACCACGUCAGCCCUGCCAGGAGAGAGUGGCAGAUCAAGAAGUCCCAGUUAGGCAACGCAGAGCUGGAGCUGAAGGAUCUCAUCUGUGUGAGAGAGAGGAAGGUGGUGGACAUACAAAACUCUUUACUAGAAAUACAGGCUGCUGCUGAGAGGGAGACAGAUGGAACAGUGUCUGUGUUCACCAAGCUGAUCACCAGUUUGGAGUGGUGCCAAGCAGAAGUCUUGGAGGUGGUGGAGAUGAAUCGGCGCGCAGCUGAGCACAGAGCUCAGGGCCUGCUGAGGGAGCUGGAGGAGGAGAUCGCUGAGCUGAAGAGGAGGAGUUCAUCUCUGAGCCAGCUGGCUCUGUCAGAUGACCACAUUAUGUGUCUCAGGAAAUUCCCUGUCCUCUCCAAACCUCCACAUGCUAAGGACUGGUCCAUUGUCUGUGUACAAUCUGAGCUGACCACAGGGAUCAUUCUCAGGACGGUCAAUCAAAUGAUGGAGCGCUUUGGAGAAGAGAUUCAGAAACUACCAAAAGCCUGCCAGCAUGCCUUAUUGGACCCGUCUGUACCCAGGUCGGAGCCAAAGAGGAGAGUUCAAGAAUAUGCAGCCAACAUCACUUUAGACGCCAGCACAGCACACCAACGUCUCAUCAUCUCAGAAGAUGGAAAGCAGGUGCACUGUGGAGAACGCAAUCAGCCAGUACCCAACAACCCGGAGCGCUUUGACCGGGUGGUGUGUGUGCUCGCCCACCAGGGCUUCAACUCAGGGCGCCAUUACUGGGAGGUGGAGGUAGGGGAAAAGACUGAUUGGGACCUGGGAGUUGCAAGUCGCUCUGUGAACCGAAAGGGCAAAAUCACCGUAAGCCCCGCCCAUGGCUAUUGGUUCCUCAGCCUGCGGGAUCAGACCGAGUACGCCUUCCGAUCAGAACCCUCAACCAGCUUGACAGUCGGCUUGAGACCCUGCAGGAUUGGAAUCUUUGUGGACUAUGAUAAGGGACUAUUGUCCUUCUACAACGUGGAGGCCAGAGUGCUCAUCUAUACUUUCUCAGAUCAUUUUUCUGACACAAUCCAUGCAUUCUUCAGUCCCUGUACCAAUAAAUCAGGACGGAAUGAGGCUCCACUGACCAUUUGUCCUGUUGCAAAGACGGAAUGAAAUGAGCCACAAAGAGGACGUCUUUAUUAACCUUAUUUGUUGGAAGAAGAAUGAGAUACACAAACAUACCUCUAAAACAGUUGUGGUAACAUUUUUAUUGCUACAGAGCAGACGUUCCCAACCUUUUUAGUCCCAGUAAAAGAGAAGAUUUGAACUCUGUACAGUUACAUGAGUUAUUCAAAUCAAAUCCUCCACAUUUGAUUUGCCUGCUACAAAGUGGGCGAGUUCAGAAUGUACUCACCCUCUUUGUCUCUAAAAGAUGCAGAUUGAUUGAUAAAUGGAGAUCCUGAUAUUGGUUGAAAUGGCUUGAUACUGGCUUAGAUAAAUGUGUUAGUUUUACAGGAAGAAAAUCAUCAUCAUAAUCAAAGAUCAUUAUUUAUUUAUUAUUUAAAUAUAAUGUAUGUAGGUGCAGGAUAUGAGGGGAAAUGUGAUCUAAUAGGCUUAAUUUCAUCUCCACUUAAUCAACCCAUUUUCUAUCAUUGAUCAAUUGAAUAAGUUACAUGUUUUAUGGAUAUGUUGUGUUAUACUUAAUACAACAAUGUUGAAAUAAAGAUAACCGUUAAAUUUAAUAAUAGCUUUGCGAGCAGAAAAUGUUGUUCCAAAUGAGUUAUCUUGUCAUUUUUAGGAAUAUUUAUACAGUCGUCUGACUUAAUGUGUUUUUGUCUUCUUCUUUUUUAGCAAAUAGAGCCUGUGUUCACAUCCACUGUUUGUCAGAAAUAAUAACCCAACCAUUCAAAAUAGCAAUUUCAUUCAAAUGUCUUCAUAGAGAAAUGAAUGAAAUGCUGGGACUCAAAUCAAGAUCUCCAGCAAACACUUACUGUGUGUGAGUGUAGUCGGGGAUCGGGACCCCCAGGUUGGGGAUGUGUAGAGAUGGUUCAGGAUUUUUGGCAUAGUCAUUAAGGAUAUUGUAGCUAAUGGUCAGUCAGAUUUGGUAUAAUAACAUCCGGACCGUAACAAUGCUCUGUAAACUAAGCAUAAUGACUACUACUACUUUAAAAUGUAAUUUUGCCCCUGCAGUGGUCCUGCGGUAAACCUGGCUUACUAAUUGCAAUUAUUUGUAUCAUUUCUGUUACAGGAAUUGAAUGUAUUGUACAUCUUUUACAUUGCUCAUUCUGUGCACAUGACAUCCAUUGAAGUCUGUCCAUCCUGAUAGAGGGUUCCCUCCUCUGACACUCACUGAGGUUUCUUCCCUUUUUCCCCUGUAAAGCCCUCUGAGGCAAAUUUGUAAUUUGCGAUUUUGGGCUAUACAAAAUAAAAUGAAUUGUAUUGAAUUGAAUUGUCCAAGUUAGUUUCUGAAUAAAUCACAUUUGAGGCGGUAAAUUUUAAUUUAUUAAUAACCUGCAUCAGUAAGUGAUUUUUUUCUUCCUUAUUUCGGAUUCUCCAAAAGAAUUAGGGAUUUUACCUUGAAUUAGUGGUUGACAAGUUGUACAAUUUUAAUUCCAAUAAAUUACAAAACUGAACGGUUCAUGUGAGCUUGAAGAACAAUCUUAGGUCCGCCCCCAAUGAUCAUAUUGGUUGAGAAGCAUGAUAAUGCCCCUCCCAAACAACGCUUAUUGUUGGAAUGCAUUGAUGCAACUCAAUCGCCCACUCCCUCACCCAAUACCAUCAUUUCAAAAUAAAAGCUGCAAUGAUUAUCUGUAAUUUAACCAUGAAGUUUAAGAUAAAGCUGUUUCAUUGAAUACUUAUUGCUCUUUCAAAUAGUACUACAACCACUUUUGCCACCACUAUACUUCUACUAGUACUUCUACACCCUAAAAAAUCGCUGUGAUAUCCACAGUUAUUUACUGUGUUUGUGAGCAG